UAGCAACUCAAAACCGUGAAAUUUCGAAAUAUUAUUACUGGACAUUUAUCAGUUUGGUUUAAUUGUAAAAUGUGCGUUUCAGUUAGCUGCGCAUCAUUUUGAGGAGAAGAGGGCGCUACGUGCAAGAUGGGAAGGCUAUAAGGAAUGCAAAUAUUGCGAUCACGUGUGAAUUAAGGAUCCCAAAAAGGUGAUUUGUUGCAAUCUGAGUAUAUCAUUACAGCUCACCUUUUUCUCCCUUCUGCUCUUCUUUGUUGUCCUCUCCAACAACAAUACAUUUGAAUAUAAUUCAAAUAUGCAUAGCUUGCAUUAUUCUGUUAAACCUUGUCAAAAUAAACCUCUUCAGAAAAAAUUUGAUCUGAGAUAUCAAAAUAUUCAUAGAAGGGCAAUGCAUUCAUCUCAAUUUUUUUCUUCUAAAUCUAGUUUAAAUGCAAGGCAAAGACUGAAAGAAGUUAAACGCAUUACUCGUGAUAAUAAAGAACUUGCUAAUCGACUGAAAAAUUGUAAGAAUAUGUAUAAUCAUAAGAAAUUGGAAGAAGAUUGGUUGAAUACGUUGACUUAUAUGUCAAAUAUAUCAAAAACGGGAAUAACUUAUCAGAAAUCAAUAUCGAAAUAAACCAUGGAAGUUUAGAAAGUAUCAACAGAAAGAAAAAAAAAUCAUGAAGUAGCCAUUGAACAAUGGAAUAUACAUCAGUUUGCUAUUUUGAAUAAUAUGCGCUAUAAUUAUAGAAGAUUAAAAAACCCUAUUAUCGUUCUUUUUAUCUGAUAUUAUCUAGUGCGUAGUUGUGAUGAUCAACUUGUUACGUAAUCAGUUGCAUUACUUUCUCAACUAAUUUGAAUUAUAAAUAAAUAAAAGGAAACAUC
Heterobilharzia americana is the source of this 861-nucleotide messenger RNA. NCBI's taxonomy places the organism in Eukaryota, Metazoa, Platyhelminthes, Trematoda, Strigeidida, Schistosomatidae. The record is from the annotation of a GenBank genome assembly.